GAGCUUGGUGGCGCUUGGGUGAAAUUCGAAAGCGGUGCGACAGUAUCCAAAGUGUCUUUCCCCUCCGACUACAAAUACUCGACUAUCAUCAUGGAAAAUCUGCCGGCAAAUACUUCCAGAUUAUGUGUCAUUAAACUGCUAGCCGCCGCGGUAACAACAAAAACACCGGUGGUCGAAUUACGUAUCUUGUCGCAGAGGGAGCAAAACACAUGCAGCGCAAUCGUCAAAUCCGGCGAUAUUUCAUCUAUCGAGAGAGCUUGCAGCAAGCUAAACUCACUCGCUCCUUCUCCAGGGUUCAAGGCUUCCAUUGAGCCUAUCAAAUUACCAGCUAGCCAAAGCCCGUACCAAGUUCAUUGUCGGAAAGUUCACUGUGCCUGGAAUCGGCCAACCCGAAGAGCAAAUCUAGUCUUUGGAGACAAGACCACUGCUCUCAGUGCGUAUAAGCACCUCGAAGCAAGGGAAUGCAAUAUCCUUGGAUCCAAUAUUAGUGCAUCUUACCCAUAUAGCCAGAAAGACCAAAGGAAAUGGGUAGUAAAGCUUGAGGGGUUGAGCGAUGCAACGAAUGAACAAGACAUCAUCAUGGCUAUUCCGAAGUUUGAUAGACCUCAAACUGUCCAUCUUGGAGAACCAAGCUAUGUCCCUGAUCCAGACCGCGACUCGGGUAUUGUCAAAUCCAUGCUGCUAAAACUUGGUCCCCUGGAACAAUGGAGUGUAUCUUCUGAUACCGGAGCGAAGCGCUUCAACGCAUAUGCCACUUUUCUCUACGAAUCAUCCGCAAGAGACGCCGUGUCCACCCUAAAAGACACACCACUGUCGUUCAAUGAGACGACAAAGCUGUCGGUGGCACUUGUCGCAUCUGCCCAGUUCAAAAUACAAGCCAAGGUUUACAAUGCUGUAAGUCCGCAAAUAGACGAACUGAAAACAGUCUGGAUGAGGCAGCGUAUUGGCGUUUCCGAAAUUCUGCUCAAGUAUCCAUUUCGCAUGUUGAAAUUAGAAUGCGAAGACCAUAAAUUAAUGGUGCAAGCUAAAACAGCUUUGGAGAAAGUUGUCAGCGGACAGAUUGUUAAGAUGGAUGGAAAAGACUUUCGAUUCGGAAACUUUCGACAAAACGGCACAGGGUUGAAACACAUCAAGUUGAUAGAGGACUCGUUCAAAGUAGUCAUCAUCCCCGAUAUGCGCAAGUCUCAGUUCCGAGUUUUUGGACCAGAAGAAUAUUCACAGUCAACUUUGGAUAAAAUUACGACAAUGCUGCAGGACUGCACGCCUGAGGGCCAUACCAUGGCUUCUGGAAAAGGCUCGAUCUCUGAGAUGGAAUGCCCGUCCUGCUUGUGCGAACUCGAAGACCCGAUCCGCAUGUCUUGCGGUCACAUCUAUUGCAGCGACUGUUUUAUCCAAAUGUGUGAAGCGGAGAAGACGGCGACGAAGGAGUUUCGUAUCCGUUGCGUGAAAGCCACUGAUGCCAGGGGAUCAAUCUGCCAAAAGCCCUUCUCGCUUUCAGAAAUCCAAGAGCAUCUUCCCGUUGAGGCGUUUGAGGCGGUUCUCGAGAAAUCCUUCGAGUCCUAUAUCAGUCGCCAUCCUGGUGAUUUUACAUACUGCCAAACACCCGACUGCAACCAAGUCUACCGGAAUUCACCUCCUGGCCCUGAGCGCCCCGAUACAUUUACAUGCAAGCAAUGUCUGGUGUCCAUUUGCACAUUUUGCCACACCUCGCACCCUGGCAAGCCGUGUGACGAGGCCAAAAGAAUUGCCAAACGAAUUGGCAAGAGCAUUCUGAGUGAUGAGACGAAAAAAGCACUUGGUAUUAAAUCUUGCCCUAAUUGCUCAAUGUUGAUGGAAAAAAGGGACGGGUGUAACCAUAUGACUUGCAAAUGCGGCGCGCAUGUUUGCUGGGUGUGUCUCAUGUCCUUUAACGAUGGUGAGGCAUGCUACACUCAUAUGACCAAGGCGCAUGGUGGAUAUUAG
Molecule: messenger RNA, 1962 nt
Organism: Trichoderma atroviride IMI 206040
Lineage: Eukaryota; Fungi; Ascomycota; Sordariomycetes; Hypocreales; Hypocreaceae
Source: RefSeq, a predicted model, not a curated record